GCGGGAGCGCGGGGUUUGAUGGGAAGGCAUUGGCCAGGCCCAGGGCUCUAUCUGUAGGUGCUGCCUGCUCCAGAGGCUCUACGCGGUGGCGACCCAGGCUUCCCCGAGUGGACGCCGGGGCCGAGCGGCGCCCGCUUUCCUCAGCUGUGACUUCUUUUGGACAACUCAUGGUAUUUAUUAUUGUGCCAAGUUUCUACAAAUAAAAGAUGGGUGGAUUAUUUUCUCGAUGGAGGGCAAAACCUUCAACAGUAGAAGUUCUAGAAAAUAUAGAUAAGGAAAUUCAAGCAUUGGAAGAAUUUAGAGAAAAAAAUCAGAGAUUGCAAAAAUUAUGGGUUGGAAGAUUAAUUAUCUAUUCUUCAAUUCUUUAUCUGUUUACAUGUUUAAUUGUGUACUUGUGGUAUCUUCCUGAUGAAUUUACAGCAAGACUUGUCAUGACACUCCCAUUUUUUGCUUUUCCUUUGAUCAUCUGGACAUUAAGAACUGUGCUUAUUUUCUUCUUUUCCAAGAGAACAGAGAGAAAUAAUGAAGCAUUGGAUGAUUUAAAAUCCCAGAAGAAAAAAAUACUUGAAGAAGUCAUGGAAAAAGAAACUUAUAAGACAGCUAAGCUAAUUCUUGAAAGGUUUGAUCCAGACUCAAAGAAAGCAAAGGAGUUUGAGCCGCCAUCUGCUGGAGCAGCUGUAACUGCAAAGCCAGGACAAGAGGUUCGUCAGCGAACUGCAGCUCAAAGAAACCUUUCCCCAGCACCAACAAGUACUAAUCAGGGUCCUCCUCCACAAGUUCCAGUAUCUCCUGGGCCAGCAAAGGACGCUGCAGCUCCUGGGGGACCGCCAGAAAGGACUGUUGCUCCAGCCUUGCCCAGGCGCCUUGGGUCCCCUGCGACUUCAGUUCCUGGAAUGGGCCUUCAUCCUCCAGGUCCACCUUUAGCAAGACCCAUUCUCCCUCGAGAACGAGGUGCACUGGAUAGAAUUGUUGAAUAUUUAGUUGGUGAUGGUCCACAGAACAGGUACGCCCUCAUAUGUCAGCAGUGUUUUUCUCACAAUGGCAUGGCUUUGAAAGAAGAAUUUGAAUAUAUUGCUUUUCGAUGUGCCUACUGUUUUUUCUUGAAUCCCGCAAGAAAAAUGAGACCUCAAGCUCCACGGCUUCCAGAGUUUAGUUUUGAGAAGAGGCAGGCAGUGGAAGGCUCAAGUUCAACUGGUUCCAUGUUACUAGAAAGUGUGCCCUCACCAGAAAGCCAGCUCAUUGAAGAUUCUUUAGAAGAACAAGAUGUUCUUGAUAAUAGUACUGAGCAGAGAGAUGACAAAAUACCAGUUACAGAGCAGACAAGCCAAGUGAUUGAAGAAACAUCUGGUCCAGAGGAGCCAGAAGAGAACCAAGAAGAGACUGAGAAUGCGGAAACGUCAGCGAAUGAAGCCAAACCACCUGUUCUCAGAGCUGACUCUGUUUCUAAUCUUGAACCAAGUGAAGAAUCUUUGGUGACAAAGUAGUAAAUACUUCAUGUGCCUUCAACUGGAUAUGCUUAGUCUUGUUGAUGCUAGUUACUGCUUUUUUUUUGGUACUCAAGAAAAAUUUGCCUUCUAGUCUAUAUGCUUAAUAUUAUUCAUAUUCAGGUUGCCCAGCAAGUUCAGUGUGUCCAAGUCCUACCGCUGGGAAUUGAAAAUAAAAGCACGUGGUAUCAGUUAAUAUGCAGAGACAUAGCUGUUAGAUACUUUGUGCAUUCUAAAGUUUAAAAAAAAUUGUUUUCUACAUGUAUAACUUGUAAAUAACACCCAUUUUGACAUAGGAACAAAUUUGGCUAGGAAUAAUUUCUUCCAUAGUGUUUAAGGAUUGAAACAUAAUUAAGAAUUUGAAUACUUCAUCAUUAAAUUUUAACUUUGGAGAUAUUUGCCAGUGGGAAGGAAAUAUCUAUUUAGGUGUUUACAUUAAGUGAUGCUGAAAGCUGUAACCUUAAUUACAUAUGCAUUGGUACGGAUUCUCAGUAAGAAUGCAACUAAACAGUCAAGUGCAGUAGUUCUUUUGUUGUCUUAUAUUUUACAACUGGGCCAAAGGCACAUGAUGUAUAUAGUUAGUUUAUGUUUACAUAUUAAUAGGAAAUACAUCUGCACUUGACUGUACUUGAAUUCUUGGUAUUAUUUAUAUUUGUAAUAUAAUGAUGAUAUAUACAUGGCUUUUGUGUGUGUGUGUGUUUUGUUAAGGAAAAUAAAGAUGACAUGGCAGCAUUUUUUCUUUAUUAACUAUCUAGACUUCUUCACGUAGUGUCUUGAUAGAUAACCUUGCUAUCUGAAAAAAAAUCAUGGUAGGGAGAACUCACUGUAGGAUAAAUAGAUAGCAAAUUAUGGUGUUUUUCUUUUCAUUUAGAUUUUCAAAAUCAGUGACAUAAGAGGUUUAGUGUUUCUAAACAGAAGUUAAAUUUUUCUGAUUUUGAAACAUAUUAUGCCAUAGGUCGUUUUUAACUUUGAGAGACAAAAGCAUUUUUCAAAACAAGGCAGUUAAAUUUAAUGAAACUCACUAGAUUGAGUAUGUAUACCAAGCAUAAUUUGGGAAGAUUUUGAUGUACACUAGUUAUUCUUAAAUACAAUAUGAUAAUUUGUUCGAGUUUACUUUUGUGUGUCUUAUAUUGAAACAACUGAAGUGAAUUUACAUCAUUGGGAGACAUGUUACGGUAGUGUGUAUGUUAUAAUAGCUAAAAGAUUAGCCAUUGAAUGUUUAUUUAAACUAAAUAUACUUAUCAUUUAAAAGUUUAUAGGUUGACUUGAUACCUCAUCUAACAUAUAUAAAAGAACCUAGUUUGUUAAUAUUCUGAGUCAUUUUAGUUUAGCACCUGUAAAUUCAAGCAUUUGGAACUGGACUUGAAUGUCAGCUUUGCAAUCUUGGGCAUUUCACUUAACCUCUCUGCAUUUAUUUAAUCUGUAAAAUGAAAAGAAUAAUAUGUUUUUCAUAAGUACUGAGAAGUUAAAAAUAAUUUAUAUGAUGUACCUAUUUUUCUUGCUAGGAAAGGAUCUAAAGGGGCAUAGAUCCUUUGGUAGAUAAUGAAAUUAAAGAAAAUAUGAACAUUCAAUUCAGUUGCUCUGAACAGAAGUUUUCUGCAUUAAUGUCAUAUGCACGUGUCAAUGAUAGAUUAAAGAAAUGGAGAACUAAAACUAGAGUAUAAUCUUUUUUUAAAAAGAUGUGUUUAUUUUUAUUUUAUGAGUAUAAAUGUCUCACUUGCAUAAAUGUCUGUGUUCAACCUGUCUUGACAGGUAUCUGUAGAGGCCAGAUACCUGGGUCAUUUGAAAUGAUAGUUACAGAUGGCUCUGAGCUGCCACAUAGGUGCUAGGGGUCAAACUUGGCUGCAAGAGCAGGAAGUCAUCUUAGCCACUAAGCCAUUUCUCCAGCUUCAUAUAACCUGUUUUGUUUGUAAAUUUUACAAGAUGUGUGUGUGUGUGUGUGUGUGUGUGUGUGUGUAGUACACAUGUGUUAGUUGAACUGCAUUAAGUCUGUUGAAAGACAUCUGAUGUGCACCUCAGAGAAAUGGGAUCUGAUGAUGAAAGCAAGAAGAUAUUAUAUAAAAACAUUCCCCUGAAAGAAAUAUAAAGGGGGAACUAGAGAGGUGUUUCAGUGCUAAGAAUGAGAACUGCUCUUACAGAAAGCCAGGUUUGCCAUUUAGUUCCCAGCUUGGGUGGCUUGCUCUCCUGUAGCUCUAGGUCCAGCAGGUCUAAUGCUGUGUACCUGGCCUCCUAGGACACUAGCCUAAUGUGUGCUCUCUUCCCCACAGAUGCACAUAAUUAAAAAUAAAAAUUCAAAACUUAAAAGGAGCUUAAUAAAAUUAGCACAACAGAUAGGUAAUUGUUGGUGUAUUUUUAAAAAGAAAAUCUUAUUCUGAUAUUAUAUGGUAGACAAUGUCUUAAGUGAAUGAGAUUCCACAUUUCUGAUUAUUCAGUUAGUAUAAAUGAGGGAGAACUUCCCUGUUACAAGUGCUCACUCAGCAUGUUGUUGACGGUCCCUCUCAUUGUGUCCUCCAUGUGGCCUGUAGACAGUUAGCUGCUCUCAGUCUCUCCUGCCCACACCCUUGUACUGUAGCUGUAGGACUCCCACCCACUCCCUUGUACUGUAGCUGUAGGACUCCCACCCACUCCCUUGUACUGUAGCUGUAGGACUCCCACCCACUCCCUUGUACUGUAGCUGUAGGACUCCCACCCACUCCCUUGUACUGUAGCUGUAGGACUCCCACCCACUCCCUUGUACUGUAGCUGUAGGACUCCCACCCACACCCUUGUACUGUAACUGUAGGACUUCCGCCCAGUUCUCUGGCUAUGCUUUGCCUUUUAUGCUUCAUGUGUCAGCUUAAUUUUGUUUUUCUGACAGAGACAGCCUCCUCCUCUUCUGUCUGAAGCUGACCCUCUGCUUUUCAGUCCUGAAUCUGGUCACUUGGUCUUUGCUCUGAGUUCUUUCUGCAGGGUAUUUUGUUCUCCCAUUAACUGUCUUCACAAUUUGCUUUUCUUCUGUCUGCAUGUGGAGACCCUAGCAUUGCCCUGCUCAUUUAUCAUGCGAAUAACAUGCCAAAUCAAGGAACUAUUCAGUACUUAACUCAUGUUAUUGCUUUGCAGAUUGACUUGGUCAAAUGUUCCUUUUCUUUGGGAUACCUUUAUCCUUUAGCUCUGGAUGUGCACUGCCGUGAUCUUCCCUGGCUUCUUGUCCUCAGCGUCCUUUGAAGACUUCCGCCAUCUUUAACUGUUGAUGCUCCCUGGCCGCCUAUUGUCAGUCCUUAUUCUGUGUGUUCAUCCUCUGGGAGCUCUCACCAAGCCCAGGGACUUAAUUACUGUCUGCGAAUAUCAGAUCCCUAAUGUGGUCUGAUUCUUUCUCUUUAUAGCUAUGUAGCUUAUCUAUUUCUUGGACUUCAUAGCUGUGUAUUUAUCCACUUACUGCCCUGACAUUGUGAAGUCAGUGUUUCUUUAAAAAGAACGAUUGUUCAGACUUGUGUGUCAUUUCACCAAAUACUGUCAGUAUUCAAGCCAGAAUUUAAAAUAUAUUCUCUCUUUCUGUCUUCAAAGUGUUCAUUCCCGAUUUCUCUCCCCCACGUCCCCCAUCUCCAGUUGAAUAUUGCAGUGUAGCCCAGCUUGGUCUUGACUCUAUGACUUAAGGCCUCAGAAUCCUGGGUGCUGGAAUCAUUCCCGUGAGUGCCUUGCUGUCCUCUAAACAUUUUACAUUUAUAUUAUUUUCCCAUUUCAUUUGAAUUAAUAAUAAAUCUGCAUUAUUCCAGCAGACAACAUGCUGCCUGCUGUAGGUAUGUGUUUACACGCAAUUUUGUUUUUUGGAGGGAAUGGUCCUGUACAGAUUUUAUAUCUUGAAUGUGGGAAAGAAACAAGAUGUAGAGAGAAUUAGCAGCUUUCUUAGAGGUCUAUAUUGGCAUGUGGGAAGUCUGAGAUCUGACUGUAAGCAGAUCACUUGUGGCAACUUUCCUUUUAGUCAUUGACAUUGAAACCACGGCCUCAUACAUACUAAGCUCUGCUCUGCUGAGCUGUUUCUUCAGCUCCCAAAGCCUUACUGUUAAUUAUCAUUGUAUUGCCUUCUAAUUCCUGCCUCUGCCACCUCACCUUGGUAUGAGAGCUACCUUUCAAAGUGUCUUUGGUCAUGUUCCUUUCCUGUCUGUCUGUACAGUGGGUCCUCAGACCUUUGCAGCUGUCUUCAGUUUCUGUGUUUGAGAGAGGAGAUCUGAAUUACUCUCUCAACUGAUAAAGUCUUCCCAGUUGGCUCUCACAUCAAUUUUUUGCAUUAUAACUACCGUCACUACUACCUCUCCUCCACCUCUCCUCCACCUCUCCUCCACCGUACACAUACUUUCAGUAUACAUAGGUUAUUCUUUUCAGUGCUGCAUAUAUGCAAAGUUUCUCCUAGUUGCCUAUAUUUCUUAAGAUCUUUCUCCUGAAAUAUCUCCUGUUUAUGUAGAUUCCGAAGGAGCUCAACACACAGCUGUUGGGCUGAAGUAGCACCACUUGGAGGCCAAGGUUGGAAAUGUUACUAUUUAUUAAUAAGCUAUAAGUUUUUCAUCAUGUACUCAUUGUGUAUACACACCUUUACCAUAGAAUCAAGUCUAUAGCUGUAUGUGUUACUUAUUUGUGUGUGUGUAUUAUAUUGAACCACGAAUUUUCACUGUUUCAAUAUUAAUAAGUUUGUGAUUUCUUUAACAGUUUUAUUUCUGUGUUCAACUGACAGUCCCUAUCUUAAUUACCAUAUAACGUGUUAGCUUUUUGUGUGUAUCAUUUGAAGGGUAGACUGGGGAGAAGAGCUGUGUUGAGUGGUUGUGGGCAAUGGAACUGCUCUAGGAAGUUAGCAGAAAAAAUGUUUCUAUGUUGUCUAAGAAUUGUAGAAGACAUUAGAUACAGUUCACAAAUGAAAAAACUGUCGAAAAAUAAUGCAAAUACCAUGCAAUAAUGAAUCAGUGUAGAAAUGGUUAUGAUUUGAGACCUUUUAUAAUUUUAUUUCAAGUUUAUUAAAUUUCUAAGUGUUUUAAUACUACUGGCCAACAGAUAAAAAUAUUCUGAAUUUAGACAGACAAUUAUAAAUAUGGAAAAGUUGUGUCUUUGACACAAUAAAAACUAAAAUGAGUGCAGAAUUAAAACCUUAUUGAAUUGCAUCAAUCCACAGGCAAUUAAUUUGUCUCAGCUUAUUUAAACUAAUUAUCAUUUCUUCCUCUUUUUUUAUUUCUUUUUUUUUCUUUGUAAAAACUACUACAUUUAACCUUCUUGGGACCCAAGAGAUGGCCCAGUAGGUAAAGGUACCUGUUGCCAAGUCUUAUGACCUAAGUUUGGUUUCUGAGGCCCACAUGGUGGAAGUAGAGAACCAAUUUCCUCAGGUUGUCCUUUGGCCUCUGUAUGUCUGCUGUGGCACACCUGUGCCCCCCCUCCCCCCACACACAGAUGAAAAUGAAAUCAAUGUAAAAAUAAAAUGCUAUUUAAAAUUGCUAAAGUGGA
Molecule: messenger RNA, 6947 nt
Organism: Apodemus sylvaticus (European woodmouse)
Lineage: Eukaryota; Metazoa; Chordata; Mammalia; Rodentia; Muridae
Gene: Lnpk
Product: lunapark, ER junction formation factor
Exons: 13
Coding region: 207-1484 (425 amino acids)
Biological process (GO): endoplasmic reticulum tubular network organization
Cellular component (GO): endoplasmic reticulum tubular network
Source: RefSeq, a predicted model, not a curated record